Messenger RNA from Mixia osmundae IAM 14324, 168 nucleotides. RefSeq lists its product as uncharacterized. The transcript is spliced from 2 exons. The record is from RefSeq and is a predicted model, not a curated record. The coding region runs from base 1 to 168 and encodes 55 amino acids. NCBI's taxonomy places the organism in Eukaryota, Fungi, Basidiomycota, Mixiomycetes, Mixiales, Mixiaceae.
AUGUCCAGGACGGAUAAUGCAUCGUGUUCCGAGAGAUAUAUAUUAAUGCGACAAAACUCCCGAGACAGCCUCAUAUCCAAGCCAUCGAGCGCUAGCUCUGCUCAUUGCGAACCCCCGCUCGAGCUCAUCGCAAGACGCUGCACCAUUGCGCACAAGCUGGACCGAUAG